CUUGAUUGACAGGGCGCGUAGAUGGAGGCAGACAAUAAGUACGGUGAAGCUGUUGAUGUUGGUCGGAAAAGGAGGGCGCCCAGGGCGCGUGGUUGUUGGUUGACGGUUGAACCGCAUCCGAGCGUGGCCACCACACUGCACAGCCGGGCGGGCUUGAUGUGCGAGGUAGCCUGGCUAUCGCACUGCACGGCCGGGCGGGCUUGUUUGAGACACAGGUGCCAGACACCCGGUUUGUAGGAAGAUUGUUUUCAUUUCUGGCGUUCGUAUUGAUUUGUCUUAUAUUUAUAGCUGUGGCGCUUCACGUUGCAGCAGCCCCGUUGCUUGCUUGACAGGGCGUGUAGGACGAGGCGGACCCUUCCUCGCGGUUGCAGUGUUGCGCGCCUUGUCUGUGUUUCAGCCUGACUGAGAAUGUGCGAUGUCUCCGCGCCGAGCAAAACGUAUCGUACAUUCACAGGGGAAGCGCGAUCAAGCAGUUCUUCUCUUGGAGAGAGUUUUUCAAUCCGCAUGAAGGCUCUGGGGAGCAGCCACCCUGACACCAUUGCCACCCAGAACGAGCUGGAGCAAAGGGCGAUAACAGGUGUGAUGGACCGAAUGGAGACGACAUCGACGCCUUUCCUGGGAUAGCGGUCACUGCUCAAGCGAACGACCAAAUUUGCAUAUUUUUUUUUGGGACAUGGCAUUUCUUGCUGAUGCCCUCGGCGAUGGACGUUAAGAAAAUGUCGGGAGUGCCCGGUGUUCAUGCGGGUCUACUAGGCAAUAGGCAAGGCAGUUUACACACAUCCGAUGUCCUUUCAUGAAACAGAUGGUGACCAGAUGCACUUUACGCCAACCUCUCAAUCCCAUUGUCGGCUCCUUGUGCUUAUUACGUGAGAGACCCGGACUGAGCGUUGUUUCACAGGUGUAGCAAUAGCAAUCUUGUUCUGUGUUUGAGGGAUGUUAAUUGAGCUUGACGGAGCAGCGGAGCAAUGUAACCGAAGCCGCGAAGCACUAAGAACCUUCGUCGUAGCUGGAGGCGCUAAUGUGCACAAUGACGUUCGCGUUGACGCUUUCGACCGUUGGUGCCCUGGUAGGACCGUGUUGCACGUCCACAACUUGUCAAACGAUGCCGCGAAAAACAUAGUAUGGUCGGGUAGUAGCUCCUGGAUACUGUUCAC
Ectocarpus sp. CCAP 1310/34 is the source of this 1154-nucleotide messenger RNA. The record is from the annotation of a GenBank genome assembly. Lineage: Eukaryota; Phaeophyceae; Ectocarpales; Ectocarpaceae.